AUGUCUUUGUGCAUACAAUAAUGUCUGAUCUCCCAAGCAGCAGCCCUGCAAGCCUUCGCUCCACCUCUAGCAGCCACAAUUCCUUUCACGACUUCUUCGAAUGGUGGCUUGUAGAGCAGAAACAAGAGCUAGACGAACUUAUUUCGGCCUCUAAACAGAAACUAAACAACAAAAACAACAACCAUGAUUCUCUCCAACCUCUUAUCAACCGAGUUUUAGAGCAUUACGAGCAAUAUUACAGUGCCAAGUCAAAGUGGGCUAAGCAUGAUGUCUUAGCCAUGUUCUCUCCUUCAUGGACUAGCCCUCUUGAAGAUGCUUUUCUAUGGAUUGGUGGGUGGCGACCUAGUAUGGCUUUUCAUCUCCUCUACUCAAAAUCCGGGCUGCAAUUGGAAGCUCAACUGCAUGACGUAAUUCGUGGAUUGUGCACCGGUGACUUGGGGGAUCUUUCUCCGAAUCAACUCGUACAAGUUGACGAGUUCCAGAGGCGCAUUAUUAGGGAGGAGAAGAAUAUAACGGAGAAGAUGGCCAAGCAUCAAGCUACUGUAGCUGAUACGUCAAUGGUCGAAUUAACUCACGCGAUCAGCAAGACAAGGAGAGAUGAAGGAUCAAGUAUUGGAAACGAAGUGCAGGAACGAGUUGAAUCCACUUUAAAGACUAAACUGGAGGGGCUUGAAAAAGUUUUGCAGAAGGCUGAUGAUCUACGCCUGAGAACACUGAAGGGGAUUAUAGACAUUUUGACUCCAGAUCAGACUGUCCAUUUCUUGAUUGCUGCUGCUGAGUUGCACUUGCGGCUUCAUGAGUUGGGGAAGAAGAUGGAUACCAAAGUAAUCAAUUAGGGAAUUACUUGUCUGCUCCGCGAGUUUAUUUCAUCCACGAAUAAGUGAAUGAGAAGUAGUUGUUUUUAUUUA
Messenger RNA from Ricinus communis (castor bean), 908 nucleotides. Its product is annotated as protein DOG1-like 4. The record is from RefSeq and is a predicted model, not a curated record. Gene Ontology annotation, biological process: DNA-templated transcription. Bases 21 to 836 code for a protein of 271 amino acids. Gene Ontology annotation, molecular function: sequence-specific DNA binding. Lineage: Eukaryota; Viridiplantae; Streptophyta; Magnoliopsida; Malpighiales; Euphorbiaceae. The transcript has a single exon.